AUGUCAUACCUUCACCCCGGUGAUCAUGUGUGGGUCAAAGAUACAGUGGAAAGAGGCACUGUGGUGUCUACUGCCGGCACGCCAAGGCCCUACAUCAUUGAGACGCCCGGGGGCGCUCUGCGAAGAAACAGAUGCCAUCUUUCGCCAACCCCUGUGGCUCCUGAAAAACCUUCCAACUCAAUUGAGCCAGCACUUGAGAGCACUGUUCCUGACGCCGCACACACUCCUGUCACACCAGGAGCCCAGUGUGAAGAUUACAUGAUCGCAAGGGACGUUCUCCUGGUUAUCAUUUCCCUCUGUCUCUUCCUGUGGAUCAGGAAAAAGAGGGCUUCCAAGGAAUCGUCUGAGCCUGAAGAGAGACCAGACAACAGGGAACAGUUUCUACCUGAACAGCCAGAGGAGCAGGAUAACCUUCAGUAUGCCAGCAUUCACUUCACCAACAACCAGGCAGAUCCUCUCUACUCCAACAUCAGACCAGCUCGCUCCCUCAGACACACGGAGCAACAAGAUUUCAUGGAGUACGCUGUUGUCACAUUUAAGAGUAAUACUGCCCCGAGAUCCAGAGGUCAGGAAACUGGAGAGGAUGUAGCUGCAUUGUACAGCACCGUCAACAAAACCUAUUGAAUACAACAGAUAUUACAUUUCUGAUAUUUCUCUGUUUCUUUAUGAACUGAUUUAAGCAGAUAACUAUUGAUUUUUACAAUAUAUUUCUCAGGAUGGGCCUCAAAAAAUGGGCUAAUUAAUUAUAUACCUUAGAGAAACUUUAACAUAACAUCCACCAGUAUAGCAGUAGGGGUGGUGAUGGAGCAGUGGAUAAGACACAUGCCUUCAGAUUCCCACUACGACA
Micropterus salmoides (largemouth bass) is the source of this 847-nucleotide messenger RNA. RefSeq lists its product as uncharacterized. The record is from RefSeq and is a predicted model, not a curated record. The transcript is spliced from 5 exons. Lineage: Eukaryota; Metazoa; Chordata; Actinopteri; Centrarchiformes; Centrarchidae. The coding region runs from base 1 to 624 and encodes 207 amino acids.